UAAAACCAAAAAUUUUAAAUAUUUUUUAAUUUUUUUAAACUCAAAUAUUAGGCAUUGCAUGGAUAUACUACUUCUAUUUUCUUCAAUUUUGCCUAUGAUACACAUGAAGCCACCCCCUAAAAUUGCCAUUAUAGGAGGUGGUAUAGGAGGGUUUUCUGCAGCCUAUUUCAUAAACGAAAUAUUGCCCGAAGCCACCAUCGAUGUUUACGAGAAAGAUGGUAGAAUAGGUGGUAGAAUGCGUUCGGUCGAAUUGAUCGGCGAAAAAUACGAAGCGGGAGCCUCCAUUAUCCACGACAAGAAUUUGUAUAUGAAAAAAUUCCGGGAAAAAUUUAAUCUCAAAAAACGGGAAAAACUUUCUUCUAACGGAGUAUUCGUUUAUGUAGGCCGAAAUAGGAUCGAAUAUCCGACCGGGUAUUCCUUCAAAGCCCUCCUCAAUUUUCCUUUUCUGAACGAUUUCGUCAACGCCGUAAGAUUCGUCUUCUCUUGCGGCGUAUGGGAUUUUUUCAAACUUUAUUUUAAUACCCGGAGACUCUUGAAAAAUUUCGUCAGGAUAUAUGAGUAUCAGGCAAAUGGAACGAGCUUCGAGACGAUCGACGAAUUGCUAAAGUCUUUGCCGGGACUGCACCAGCUCACUAAGAUAUCCUUAGAGGAUUAUCUGAGGCGCGAUUUGGGCCUAGGCUCUAGAAUAUUAACUAACUUAAUCCUUCCGGCUAUCAGGGUCAAUUAUGGCCAGGACUUAGAUGUGCCAGCUUUAGUCGGUAUGAUAUCUUUAGCAGCCAGUUUGGACGGUUCAGCCCUUUGGAGCGUGCAGGGUGGCAACGAGCUCUUUGUCCGAUUUAUUUACAAUUACCUAAGCUUCAAUGAAACUAUUUUAUAUGGCGCAUCUCCGAAUGGGCAUGGUUCUAACCUGUACCAUCACCCUGACUUUUUAGUCGACCAUGAUGGCUGCCACCUCCAGGGUCAACCUCGAAACCGGAAAUUUAAUCUUUACACCGGCACGAACUUAGUCGGAAUGGUCUACAACAACGAAACGGCCACUUACGAAUUGUCAUUCAAUCAAACCGGUUGUCGAAAUCAUUUAGAUCGCGACAAUUCUUCCAAGUUAUACGAUACCGUUAUUUUAGCUACACCGUUCCCGUUUAUUUUUCCGGACGUUUAUCCUUCGCCUACCACCAUCGAGGCUGGCGGCGAUAUUAAAUGGUGCCUUAAUUUGGACGUUUCUAAUUCUGAUCAUACCUUUGAAUGCCUCGACGAGGCUAAUCCUCAUACCGAUAUCGAAAAUAAAGCGUUGAGAAAUAAUGAUACAGUUUAUCGCGGCAAUAAUCUUCUCCGAUAUCAUACCCUGUGGGUUUAUCUCGUGGAUCGGAAAACAGCCGAUCCAAGUGAGGAUAUAUUCGGUCCCGUUAAAGCCAAAAACUGGCUUUUCCCGCUGAUUUCGUCACGACCGUACUCCUACGUAGACGGGAUUUUUACUAGUCGCGUUAACGGCACCGGAAUCGAUAAAAAUGAAAACGCGCCUUUAUCAAAUAUUUCUCGCUUGGAGACUCUUUUUAAUUCCAUAGGCUUGCAGGCGCCGGUAACCUUUGGCCAGAAAAAAACGCCUAAAAAUACUAACAGCGAUAUAUCUGACGAUGAUUCUCACCACACCUACUACGAGAAAAAAAUCAAUGAUACGGGCCCCGAAAUAGGGGCUUUACAAGAGUUGGACGGAUACUCGAACGGAACCGGAUGUGGGCGUUUGGAAAGUUUUCUCCAAUGAACCGCUCUCCCCCAAUUUUUGACCCAGGUCCUUUUUAAAUCUCUACGCGAUAAUGUAGGAAAUUUAUCUGGCGUAACGGCGGGUAAUUACAGCGUUAACGUUUCCUACCGAGAAAUUAGAUGGGACGCCUACCCGGAGUACGCUACCCUGUGGAAACAUCGUUCGCAAGAUGACACCGAAAUCGCGCGAGAGUAUAGACGGGAUAUAAAAGAAGCCGUUCAUCCUUUUCCCCCUAUCGUUUUGCAUUUGAAUCGGGAAGGCGGGGGCGUGUAUCAUUUAAAUAGCAUAGAGUGGGCCGCUUCCGCCAUGGAGAUGUCCGCGAUAUCCGCUAAAAAUUGUGCUCUAUUAGCUCGAAAGAAUCUCGAACAAAAAAGCAAUGCAUAAAACACAUAUUUUUUUUUAAAUAUAUUGAUUAUUAUAUAUUCAAAAAAUGGCUCAAGAUUUACUUUUAAGCCUUCCAUAACGCAUUUUUUUUUAAAACAAGAU
This is a messenger RNA of Gordionus sp. m RMFG-2023, 2245 nucleotides long. RefSeq lists its product as uncharacterized. NCBI's taxonomy places the organism in Eukaryota, Metazoa, Nematomorpha, Gordioida, Chordodea, Parachordodidae. Gene Ontology annotation, biological process: prenylcysteine catabolic process; prenylated protein catabolic process. Bases 59 to 1759 code for a protein of 566 amino acids. The transcript has 6 exons. Gene Ontology annotation, molecular function: prenylcysteine oxidase activity. The record is from RefSeq and is a predicted model, not a curated record.